Messenger RNA from Nelumbo nucifera (sacred lotus), 2820 nucleotides. It is a transcript of the gene THO5, whose product is annotated as THO complex, subunit 5. Gene Ontology annotation, cellular component: THO complex part of transcription export complex. Gene Ontology annotation, molecular function: mRNA binding. NCBI's taxonomy places the organism in Eukaryota, Viridiplantae, Streptophyta, Magnoliopsida, Proteales, Nelumbonaceae. Gene Ontology annotation, biological process: mRNA export from nucleus. The record is from RefSeq and is a predicted model, not a curated record.
GUCAAUAGUCGUCAAUACAGCAAGGAGCGUAGGAGCCAUCAGGACACACGAGUAAAGUAAGGACAGACAGCGAGCGGGAGAGGGACCAGCAGAGCAGGGAGAUGGAGUUGGAGAUGGAGGAUUCGAUAUCGUCACCGGUGCGCAGGACAGAGAAGGCGGCGUACGAACAGUUGGAAGAGAUCCGAACUUCAAUGGAGGACAUCGUUGCGAAAAUGCUCUUCAUAAAGAAGGAAGGGAGACCCAAAGCCGAACUAAGAGAGCUCGUCACUCAGAUGUCUCUCCACCUGGUCAACCUCCGUCAGGUAAAUCGUUCUAUAUUGCUAGAAGAGGAUCGUGUUAAAGCAGAAACAGAACGUGCUAAGGCACCAGUAGAUUUCACUACAUUGCAGCUUCACAAUUUGAUGUAUGAGAAAAWUCAUUUUGUGAAAGCCAUAAAGGUGUGCAAAGAUUUCAAGUCAAAGUAUCCGGAUAUUGAACUUGUGCCUGAGGAAGAGUUUUUCAGUUCAGCCCCUCAAGAUAUUAAAGGAUCUGUACUAUCAAAAGACAGUGCACAUGACCUGAUGCUAAAGCGGCUUAAUUUUGAGCUUUUCCAGCGAAAAGAACUCUGCAAACUUCAUGAGAAACUGGAGCAACACAAGAAAAGCCUUAUGGAGACCAUUGCAAACCGAAAGAAGUUCCUUUCAAGUCUCCCUUCACACCUGAAAUCUCUGAAGAAAGCAUCCUUGCCUGUCCAACACCAACUGGGGGUUCUGCAUACAAAGAAAUUAAAACAGCAUAUUUUAGCAGAAUUACUGCCACCUCCACUCUAUGUGAUUUAUUCACAAUUGCUGGCUCAGAAGGAGGCAUUUGGGGAGAGUAUUGAAUUGGAAAUUAUAGGAAGCAUGAAGGAUGCUCAAGCCUUUGCCCACCAGCAAGCAAUUAAGGACAAUGGUGUUUCUACAAAUACAGAAAUGAAUAAGUUGGAGGAUGAUGUGCCUGACGAGGAAGAGGAUGGCCAAAGAAGGAGAAAACGGCCAAAGAAGGUUACUGGAAAAGAGAACCUUGACCAAUCAGGAAUCUAUCAAUCUCAUCCUCUUAAAAUCAUCCUUCAUAUACAUGAUGAUGAGGUUUCAAAUCCCAAGCCUACAAAACUGGUUACUCUGAGGUUUGGAUACUUAUUGAAGUUGAAUGUUGUAUGUGUUGGRAUUGAUGGCUCUCAAGAAGGACCUCAGAACAACAUCUUAUGCAACUUGUUUCCUGAUGAUACUGGUACUGAGCUUCCCCAUCAGUCAGCUAAGCUCUUUGUUGGUGAUGCUGCUGGAUUUGACGAAAGGAGAACCUUACGUCCAUAUAAGUGGGCCCAACAUUUGGCAGGAAUUGAUUUUCUACCUGAGGUGUCUCCUUUGCUUACGGGCUGUGAAACUCAAAGCAGUGAAAUGGGCAAAAGUUCUGCGGUUAUUUCUGGCCUUGCUCUUUAUCGUCAGCAGAAUCGGGUACAAACAGUUGUGCAAAGAAUCCGCUUGCGGAAAAAGGCUCAGAUGGCUCUUGCGGAGCAGCUUGAUUCCUUAAUGAAGCUUAAAUGGCCUGCAUUGAUUUGUGAACAUGUUCCAUGGGCCUCGCAUACCCCUUUGUGCAAUUUGCAGAGUUGGUCAUCUAUAGGACCCUCAUCUAAUCAGGUUUCAUCUUUGUCUGGCAAUGCCAUGGGACAAAUUCCUGACCCUUUAGACCUUGAUGUGGAUGGGAGAUCUGGUGUGUCAAGGGAAGAGAUAGAGAGUGCUAGGGAAGAUGGGGAACUUCCAUCUGUUGCUCAGGUUUCAACUCCCAUAAAUGAUGCUAAUCUCCUUGAUUCUAAACCCCUCCCAGCAAAAUCAUCUGAUCUUGAACAUUCUAGAGACCUGGCUUUAAUUUCAAAGAGCUCAGUUGCUCCUAUCAACAAGUUAAAAUCUCAAAGUUUCAAGAAACAUGAUGAGGAUUUAGAUAUUCUACUGGAUACUGAGAGUGAUAUGGAAGAAGUUGCAUUAACUGAGCUAGAGAAUGAAAAUGCCACAAGUAUUGGAUGCUCUAAGGUGAUUGACAAGUCAUGGGAGGACUAUGGGUCCAUGGAGUUUUGCUUGGUUCUGAGUAGGAAAAUGGAUAAGAGUCAGCGAAAUGUGAAGUUGGAAGCAAAGGUGAAGAUCAGCAUGGAAUAUCCUCUCAGGCCUCCGGUUUUCACUGUCAAGUUGUAUACCAUCAUGCCAGGAGAAAGUCAUGAGAGGAAUGCUUCUGAAUGGUAUAAUGAACUCCGUGCCAUAGAAGCAGAGAUCAAUCUUCAUGUCGUAAAGAUUCUGCCAGUGGAUUACGAGAAUUACAUCUUAGCUCACCAAGUAUGCUGUCUUGCAAUGCUAUUCGACUUCUACAUGGAUGAGGCGUCCCCAUUUUCUGAAAUGAGAAAGAGUACUUCUGUGGUAGAUGUUGGUUUGUGCACCCCAACUACUGGAAGAAUACUUGCAAGAUCUUUCAGGGGAAGAGAUCGGAGGAAGAUGAUCUCUUGGAAGGAUAUGGAGUGCACACCCGGAUAUCCUUGCUAGAACUUUUGGUCUAGGAGUGCAAUGGUGACAACAAUCAUGCUGGUUGUGUUCCAAAAUAAUUGCCAGAAGUGGGAUUUAUUUUAUGGCUUUCUAGUGAACAGCGAUUUUCUCAUUUCGAAUCUUCUAUUUUAAAUAAUUUUGGGUCAGCAAAUCGUCUCAUAUCUCCUUUGUGGAAAUAACAUCAUUGCUGGUAGUUAGACCAGUAUCAGGGUUAUGCAUGGCAACAUAAUCAGCUUUUAACUGAUCUAAGGUUUGAAUCCAUUGUAAAUCUAAA